Molecule: messenger RNA, 7698 nt
Organism: Aspergillus steynii IBT 23096
Lineage: Eukaryota; Fungi; Ascomycota; Eurotiomycetes; Eurotiales; Aspergillaceae
Product: type I polyketide synthase
Exons: 7
Coding region: 1-7530 (2509 amino acids)
Biological process (GO): fatty acid biosynthetic process; secondary metabolite biosynthetic process
Molecular function (GO): 3-oxoacyl-[acyl-carrier-protein] synthase activity; fatty acid synthase activity; phosphopantetheine binding
Source: RefSeq, a predicted model, not a curated record
AUGGCAGACGACCCUAGAGGCCAUGAAUCCAAGCCGGUCGAGCCGAUUGCCAUUAUUGGCAUGAGUUGUCGGCUUCCCGGCACGGCGACGGAUCCUCCGGCCCUUUGGAACAUGCUUGUAGAGGGACGGACUGCUUGGACGCCGGUCUCAGACCGUCGGUUUCAUAUGGACGGAUUUCGAGACCCUUCAGGGACCAAGGCCAACACGACAAAUACCGGAGGGGGGCAUUUUUUACAAGAGGAUAUCGCUGGCUUCGACGCCGAAUUCUUUGGCAUCGCCCCAGUUGAGGCCACCGCGAUGGACCCUCAGCAGCGUCUCUUGCUCGAGAUUGCGUACGAGGCCUUCGAGAAUGCGGGCAUCAGUUUAGAAGCCGCCUGGGGGUCUUCCACUGGCGUCUACGUCGGCCAGUGGGCUUCUGACUAUCAUGAGAUCCAAACCCGGGACAUUCAACGCCCCCCGAAGUAUUUAGUCACCGGUACAGGCCCAGCCAUUGCGUCGAACCGCAUUUCGUACUUCUUCAACCUGCGUGGUCCAAGCUUCACCAUCGACACGGGCUGCUCUUCCAGCAUGGUUGCCCUGCAUCAAGCCGUGCAGAGCCUGCGCGGUGGCGAAACCACCCAUUGCUUCGUUGGGGGCGUCAACCUCCUCUUGGACCCUCAGCGGUUCACUUACCAGAGCAAACUUCAGUUCUUCUCCCCUGACGGCCGCAGCUUUGCCUUCGACGAGCGAGCCAAUGGGUAUGGGCGCGGUGAAGGUUGCACGGGGUUGGUCCUAAAGCCACUCUCGGCUGCAUUGCAAGAUGGUGACCCGGUGAGGGCUGUGAUUCGCAACUCUGCAGUGAAUCAAGACGGCCGAACGCCAGGGAUCAGUGUUCCCAGCAAGGAAGCCCAGCGGAAAGCCAUCCUCAAGGCAUACCGCGAAGCAAAGCUGGAUCUACAUGCCGAUUAUGUAGAGGCUCACGGCACGGGCACCCGGGUGGGAGAUCCCAUAGAAGUCGGCGCCAUUGCGUCCACUCUUUCUCAAAAGCAAAAGCACGCCGGCCCUGUUCCAAUUGGGUCGGUCAAGGGCAAUAUCGGGCACACUGAAAGUGCUGCGGGUCUGGCCGGGCUGGUCAAAGCAGUGCUGAUGCUGGAGCAUGGCAUUGUACCCUCCCAAGCGAACUUUGAGAGGUUAAACCCGGCAAUUGACGUGAAAGCCAGCAACCUACGGAUUCCACUGACCGCCGAAGAAGUACCACUGCAUAGGAUUUCGGUCAACAGCUUUGGGUACGGGGGUACCAAUGCCCACGUUAUCAUAGAAAGGCCAGAUCCCAUACAAGCGCCUCUGCCUGCACAGCUACGCGACUCACGGUCCACGGUAGACCAGCAGUCACCCGAUCCUAUUGACCGGGUUUUCAUCAUAAGUGCUGCCGCUGAGAAAUCGUGCCAGAGCGCAUGCCAGCGGUUGGCCAAAUACUUGACUUCGAAAUACCGUCAAAACUACCAUGACUCGAACAGUCUUCUUGCUAGACUGGCGUCUACCUUACAACGGAGAUCCGUUCACGCAUACCGCGUAGCCAUAGUCGCGUCCACACUUGAGGGCUUGGUGAUGCAACUGAUAGCCGCUGCACAAUCCCCUGUUCCUGCGGGAGAAAAGCGCCCUCAGCCUCGCUUUGGCUUUGUGUUCAGCGGUCAGGGCGCUCAAUAUGCACGCAUGGCUUUGGAGCUCAUUGAGAACUACCCAUCAUUUGAUAGCGUGCUGGAUCGUGCCCAGCAGCAGCUUACUCGCCUGGAGUGCCCGUGGAACCUUAUCACAGAGCUUUCUCGCAAGAAAGAACACUCCCGCAUCAAUGAUCCGGCCCUGUCCCAGCCGCUGAGUACCAUUGUUCAGCUGGGGUUGAUUGAAAUAUUACGAGAAAUGGGGAUACAGCCAUCUGCUGUCGUCGGACACUCUAGUGGAGAAAUUGCGGCAGCCUAUGCCGCCAACGCCCUCUCACUCGACGAUGCUAUAACUGUCGCCUAUUUCCGCGGCCAGAUGACAAGUAACCUGAUCUCCGAAAACCUCCAUCCAGGCGCCAUGCUCGCAGUGGGAACAACGGCCGAGGUGGCGCAUGGCUAUAUUCAAAGCCUCGGGACCGAGAUCGGUCGUCUGCGAAUUGGCUGCUAUAACAGCCCCAAGAGCGUGACUGCUUCGGGGGACCAACUUGCCGUUGAACGGCUCAAGGAGAUGCUUGACGCGAAUGGCAUUUUCAACCGCAAGCUCAUCACCAACGGGGCGGCCUACCACUCGCACCAAAUGGAGCUCCUUCGAGACAAAUACGCUUCUGCGCUGAAAGGAAUCACGCCGGGCUCUGUGGGCUCAGAUGUACGGAUGUUCAGUACCGUGACAGACCGCGAGCUGGACAGCCGGACCGAUCUCAGCGCAGAAUACUGGGCUCAAAACCUCACGUCUCCUGUGAUGUUCACUUCAGCUCUUCGGAGAAUGGCCGAAGGCGACUACGGUGGUUCUUCCAUAAACACGCUGAUAGAAGUUGGCCCUCACUCGCAGUUGCAAGGGCCGGUGAAACAGACCCUGGAGUCCUUGAAUGGCGCGGGAGACAAGAUUGCAUAUGCCAAUACUCUCUCGAGGAACAAUGACGCCGCACGAUCGCUGCUACAGUUACUCGGUUCUCUGUAUAUUCAACACGGGCGUAACCCUUCGUCCGGUCAAGAUCGUGGAUGCUCAGCUUUGACACCGCUCAUCGACCUCCCCCCUUACUCGUUUGAUCACGACGGAAAGUAUUGGCAUGAAAGCCGCCUAUCAAGAAACUACAGAAGCCAAAAGCACCUUCCACAUGAGCUUCUCGGAUCUAUCACUCCUGGUAUCGACGGUGUUGAACCGAGAUGGAGUCGUUACCUGAGUUUGAAAGGCAGUCCCUGGCUCCAAAGUCAUGUUGUCCAGGGUCAGGUUGUGUUCCCAGCGGCCGGAUACAUCUCAAUGGCAGUCGAGGCAAUCAGACAGCACACUCAGUCUCGUCAUGGCAGUCCUGAUGCACGGCGUAUAGUACUGCGUGAUCUGUCGUUUGGGCGAGCGCUCGUGCUCCAAGAAGAUGCCGAAGAUUUGGAGAUUUGCACUUCGCUGCGCCCACAGCCACAAAGUGCGAGCCGGUCUUCCACUCGGUGGCAUGAGUUUCGCGUUUUCACCAUAGCGGCGGACCAAGAAUGGACCGAGCAUUGUCGGGGAGCCAUUCUAGCUGAAACAGAGGCAACAGAGGCGCAAGACCCUCCAGCUUUGGGCGCUGACGGAAUUCCACGCAACCACUUUGCUGCUGGCCGUUCUACAAAGCCCCAUUCGUUCUAUCGCAUUGGCCACGAGUGUGGACUCGAUUGGAGAACCCCAUUUGACAAUCUCACCAGUAUCCAGACGUCUGGGUCAUCCUCCUUGGUGAUGAUGCAGGCACCCCAGAUGGAUGCUCAUCCAGGAGGUCUUGGGGACCCCCUAUCUCCCUGCAUUUUAGAUUCAGCUUUAUUCCAUGGGGUUUACGCCCAGCGAUUUUUAGAAGACGGCAUCCGAGCCACUCUUGUGCCGACCUUCAUCAAAAACCUGCGCAUCGCCAACAAAGAGAUACACGGCGGCUCGAACCUUCACGCCUUAUCAACCAAAGGCUCGGCAGGGGAAUGCAAUGUUUCCGUGGGAGAUGAGAAUAAUGAUAUGGUUCUGGAGGCCGAAGGCGUCCGACUAACAAGCCUUCCCGGGCCCCUUUCAGCGUCCCAACCAGUCGAGGAAAUGUGCCACGCGCUUGAUUGGGUGCUGGACAUGGGCAUGUUGACACCGGAGGGUUACCAUGCCUCUCUUGACCCCGUCAUCCCUACGAGCUCUUUUUCUAAGAUGAAUUACUCUCUUGAGGCUUUGUCCCUGCGUCAUAUCCAACAAGCGCUGACGGGAGUCACGCUGUCCGAUAUUCCCGACGGACAUCUUCGCAAAUAUUUCGCAUGGAUGCAGACCUGCACAGGCAUGGAAAGGUUAGAUGCGUCGCCGGAAAAGAAAGCAAUAGAUGGCAGUAUUCCUCUUGAUCUCGGACCCUUUGGGAAAGCUAUUGAUCGCCUAGGGCCAGAGCUUCCAGGGAUUCUAACCAGCAGUAAAGACCCAUUAUCUCUGCUUACGGCAGGCGAUCUCCUCUCUCAGCUUUAUUCCGAGCCCAGCUGGCUGCGCUGCUAUGCCCAGAUGUCCGUUUAUUGCCGCCAGAUGAGUCGCCAGAACUCUGGUCUAAGGGUGCUGGAGAUUGGGGCUGGGACCGCAUCCGCCACGUUCCCCAUUUUGACGGCGAUGCGAGACGGGAACGAUCGUUCGGUGGACCAAUACGACUUCACUGAUAUAUCGCCGGGCUUUUUCGAGGCCGCGAGAGACCGGCUCGCCGAGUUCCAGGACGUUGUUACAUUCCGAACGCUUAAUAUUGAGCGUGAUGUCCAAGAGCAGGGAUUCAAUGAGGCCAGUUACGACCUGAUCAUUGCUUCAAACGUAAUCCAUGCGACCAGCAGCAUUGAGCAUACUCUGCAAAAUGUCCGUCGCCUUCUAAAACCAGGCGGCCAAUUCAUGCUCAUGGAGAUCACGCGUCCCACUCUACACUAUAACAUAAUCUUUGGUACUCUUCCUGGCUGGUGGGCGGGACACUCUGAGGGACGCUUGCUCUCCCCGCUGCUCACUGUUCCUGCAUGGAUAUGCCAGCUGGAACGCGCCGGGCUUGCCAAGGCUCAAGAGUGGUUCAAAGACUUCCCCGAGGAGGAUGGCGGCUUGAUGAGUGUCUUCGUUAGCCAUUCUCCGCGGCCGCCUUCGUCUAACGGGUCCUUUUCGUCCCUACAGCUAGUGACGGCGCCCUCUGCCCAGCCAUUUCCAGGGGGCUCUAUCAGAAGCAUCCAGAGCCAGCUUCAGGGCACUGAAGUAUCCGUCAAUUCACUCCAAAAUGCGACCCAGGCCGACCUUAUAAUCCUUCUUCCGGAGGUGGCCCAACUGCUGUGCCAUAAGCCUAGCGCUGAGAGUUGGGGCAGGUUCAAGCAUAUACUUAUCCAUGCCCGCGCCGUACUGUUCGUCAGUGUAACUGGGGAUGGUACGCUUAACGGCCUAAAGUCUAGUAUUUGGGCUGGUUUCUCCCGAACGAUUCGCCUCGAGCAUCCUGAGCUUCGGACUGUGGCACUGGAACUAAGCGUGUCCUCGCUGCAAGAGGUGCCCACUAAAUUGGGCAACCUUGUACCUAAAUUGCUCCGGGCUGAAGCGUUCAACCUUGAACGACCAGGAUUGGAGGUCGAUAAUCAGUAUCUAGAGCAGGAUGGGCAGCUAUAUGUACCUCGGGCUUUCCACCGUCCAGAGAUGACACAGUACACACACCGCAACAGGCAGCAGGCCGAACCCGAGAUGACACCCUUCCUGGACACCGGCCGUCAGCUGGUGGCUGAACUGGGCAUCCCUGGUCAAUUGGAGAGCUUCCGCUGGCGAGACGCUGUCAAAACUCCUAAAGUAGGCCCAGACGAAAUCCGACUUGAAGUGCGAGCUGCUGGAAUCAACGUCAGGGACGUUCUCGUUGCGACAGGUCAAAUGAAUGGUGUUCCCGAGAUGCAAAAUGACUGCAGUGGCGUUGUCAUUGAUGUUGGAGAAAGCAUGAAGAGCCGCUUUCGCCCUGGGGAUCACGUAUGUGUUCUGCACUCGCAGUCCUUCACCAACUAUGCAGUUGUCCACGGCGACUACUGUCAUGUUGUACCGGACCAGGUAUCCUUCGCCGAAGCGGCAUCUUUGCCAACUGUCUGGGCAACGGUUUAUUACUCUCUGGUUGAGAAGGCACGUCUAGCCAAAGGAGAAAAGAUCCUCAUUCACUCAGCAGCUGGGGCGGUCGGUCAGGCUGCUAUCACUCUGGCGCAAUAUCUCGGGGCCGAAGUCUUCGCCACCGCUGGCAGUGCUGCCAACCGCCAGUUUCUGCUGGAAAAGUACUACCUGGGCGAUGACCAUGUGUUCUCAAGCCAGAGCAGAAACUUUGCUGGUGGCGUCAAACGCAUCACCGAAGGUUACGGUGUGGAUGUUGUGCUGAACUCGCUCAGCGGUGAUGCUUUCUGCGAGACUACCACUCUCGUCGCCCCCUUCGGUCGCUUGGUGGAGAUUGGUUGGAAACAGUCUACCGAAGAUGCGUUGAUGCCGAUGGGCUUCCUGCACAGGAAUGUCACCUUUGCCUAUGUUGACUUGGGCAUGAUCAUUGCUCACGACCGUCUUCUGUCCAGGCAAUUGCUUGCGUCUGGUGUCACCUUUGCCACGACCCACGGCAACCAACCAGUAUCUAUGACAACGAUGCCCAUGUCCCAGAUCGAUCAGGCUUUCCGCCUGCUUCAGCAAGGCGAGCAUGUAGGGAAAGUUGUCCUGACGGUAGAGGAAGAUCAGGAAGUCAAAGCAAUCCCCCCCGUCCCAGAGCAAGCACGAUUCCGAUCAGAUGCCACCUACCUUGUCGUUGGUGGCUUUGGCGGUGUUGGGCGCGCCAUCAUCUCUUGGAUGGCCGAUCAUGGGGCAGAAGUCAUAUUAUGCCUGUCACGCUCGGGCAUCGCCAAUCCGCAGGGCCAGAAGUUGAUCGACGAGUUCAGUGCGAGAGGAGUCACCAUCAUAGCUAAAGCAUGUGACAUUUCUUCCGGUCCUGAUGUCGCCACACUGGCCCUGCAGGUCACCCGGGACAGGUUGCCCCCAGUUCGCGGCAUUUUCCAUUGUGGCAUGGCCCUCCAGGACACUCUCUUUGGCGAAAUGGACCACGAGGAUUGGCACACUGCCCUAGCCCCUAAGGUGGACGGCACCAUCCACCUGUACGAGACUUGGGGACAGCAUGUGGACUUUUUCAUCAAUCUGUCCUCCAUCCUGGCGCUCAUGGGUAACGCUAGUCAGUGUAAUUACGCCGCGGCUUGUGGGUUCCAGGAUGCACUCGCACAUCGACACGCAGAACUAGGCGUGUCUGCCUACUCCAUUAAUGUCGGCAUUGUCGCGGAGACCGGCUAUGUCAGUGAAAACCCAGAGGUUGCUGCGUUGAUCCGGCGACAAGGGUUCCGGCUGAUCAGCAUCGCCGAUGUCCUGGCGCUCUUGAACUACGCCGUUACUCAUCCAGAUGCCACCGAUCGGGUCUGGUCGCUCGGUCUGGUGCCCGCAGAGGACACCAAGCAGGUCCGUGGGCUGCAAGAGCGCUGCUUCAGCCAUCUAGGACCGCGUCGCCACUCGAACAAACAGGCCUCCACGGCCUCAGCGGAUGCUCUCACGCUGCUGGAGGGAGUUCGGUGGACGGAGGACGUCGUGCAGAUUAUCAGCCAGGCUAUCCUGCAGCGGCUGGCCCGGCUGAUUGCCACCUCCGUCGACAGAUUGAGCCCAGCCAAAAGCCUGGAUAACUAUGGGGUGGACUCCCUAGUGGCCGUGGAGCUGCAUAACUGGAUUGCGGCCUCCUUGCAGGCCAACAUCUCAUUGGCGAUUCUUCGCGGAGCCUCCAGCAUUCACGAUCUAGCGCAGAUUGUGAGCAAGGCCUCGUCCUUGGUUCGCGAGGAUGGAGCGACUGCGGCAUAAAUCCAGUCAAUUGUAUUAUUGGGUUUGACAAGGACUGUAGCGAUCCACGGGCUUGGAAGGACGUACAUCCAGAUCGAAUUUGUAUUCCAAGCCUUGUAUUCUUGUGCUGCCUCUCAUGCCAUUCAUCUCUCUCAGAGGUUGGUUAAAAGCUUUCUCUUGCGAAUUGAC